Messenger RNA from Ustilaginoidea virens, 240 nucleotides. RefSeq lists its product as uncharacterized. The transcript has 2 exons. Bases 1 to 240 code for a protein of 79 amino acids. The record is from RefSeq and is a predicted model, not a curated record. NCBI's taxonomy places the organism in Eukaryota, Fungi, Ascomycota, Sordariomycetes, Hypocreales, Clavicipitaceae.
AUGCUAGAUGCUGGGCAAUCAGGACGCAGGAUACGGGUCCAGUGUCGGCCUUCCAUCAAGGUUCAAACUGGGGCCAUCGAGAAGUCAAGGGGGUGGGGGGUCCUGGACACGGACACGGACAUUGAGCUAGUUGACUGGAGAAUCAGGCACCGUCAAAUCUGGCCGUCCUUGCCGCCGACGGCACGGGCCGCCCCGGUAUCGCGGCAGCGGCAGCGGCAGCGGCAGCUGGAGCGACGUUGA